Molecule: messenger RNA, 1206 nt
Organism: Penicillium paradoxum
Lineage: Eukaryota; Fungi; Ascomycota; Eurotiomycetes; Eurotiales; Aspergillaceae
Gene: kin28
Product: TFIIH complex serine/threonine-protein kinase subunit KIN28
Exons: 2
Coding region: 1-1206 (401 amino acids)
Biological process (GO): protein phosphorylation; positive regulation of transcription by RNA polymerase II
Cellular component (GO): transcription factor TFIIK complex; nucleus; transcription factor TFIIH holo complex
Molecular function (GO): ATP binding; RNA polymerase II CTD heptapeptide repeat kinase activity; cyclin-dependent protein serine/threonine kinase activity
Source: RefSeq, a predicted model, not a curated record
AUGGCACUCUCACCUUUCGGCUCUCGUUCGCCCUCUAUGACUGUGCAUUCCCCAAAUACAGCAAUCAGGCUCAGAGCCACAGCUGCACAGAACUCAGCCACUGGGGCUACAUCUGCGGGAGGGCAUGUGCCAAGUGGAGAUCGUGAACUCACUGAACAACUGAACAUUGACGUCCGGGAGCGAUAUGUCAAAGACAAGAAGGUGGGAGAAGGUACCUAUGCUGUGGUAUACGUUGGCCACCUCCGACACGAUCCAUCAUCACUUGUCGCAAUCAAGAAGAUCAAGGUCAAUGCAGAAUACAAGGAUGGGCUUGCGAUGGAUGCGGUUCGUGAAGUGAAGUAUCUUCAGGAGCUGAAGCAUCCUAACGUCAUUGCACUCCAUGACGUUUUCUCCUCCAAGGAUCAAAACCUUAGCUUGGUGCUUGAAUUUCUCCCCGGUGGAGAUCUCGAGAUGCUCAUCAAAGAUAGCGAUAUUCACUACGGCGUGGCUGAUAUCAAAGCUUGGAUGGGAAUGCUUGCCCGGGGCGUUUGGUGGUGCCAUGAAAACUUUGUUCUUCACCGGGAUAUCAAGCCCAACAACUUGCUGAUUGCGUCAGACGGGGAGGUCAAAUUGGCUGAUUUUGGUCUUGCAAGAUCCUUUGCCGAUCCUUUGUUCAACAUGACCCACCAGGUCAUCACUCGAUGGUAUCGCCCGCCCGAGCUUCUCUACGGGGCACGUCAAUACUCUGGCGCAGUCGAUGUUUGGUCAAUGGGAAUGGUCUUUGCGGAGCUCCUACUACGGGUUCCAUUCGUGGCGGGUAACACCGACUUAGAUCAGACCUCCAAAAUCUGCGAGGCGUUUGGUACACCGACAGAGGAGAACUGGCCAGGAGUCAGCAAAUUGCCCUACUACAUUACCACCGACCAGGCUCAUUUAGUACCGUUGCAAGGGCGGGAUUUUUUCAUGCGACAGUUCCCCACUGCAGGACCGGUAGGGGCAGACUUGCUGAUGUCGAUGUGUGCACUUGACCCACGUAAGCGUAGCACGGCCGUUCAGUGCCUGCGGCAUAGCUGGUGGACGAUUGAACCGCGGCCGACCAAGAAUGAGGAUCUUCCCCGAAAAUCCGGGACCAAAAAGAUGGGUGAAGAUUUGAUGCGACGUGGGGGUGAAUUGGAUGAGGGCAUGUUCAAGAGUGCUGCGCGGCAACUGGAUUUUGGCAUGAAGUAA